Spinacia oleracea (spinach) is the source of this 312-nucleotide messenger RNA. RefSeq names its product malate dehydrogenase, mitochondrial-like. NCBI's taxonomy places the organism in Eukaryota, Viridiplantae, Streptophyta, Magnoliopsida, Caryophyllales, Amaranthaceae. Gene Ontology annotation, molecular function: L-malate dehydrogenase (NAD+) activity. The transcript has 3 exons. The record is from RefSeq and is a predicted model, not a curated record. Bases 1 to 312 code for a protein of 103 amino acids. Gene Ontology annotation, cellular component: mitochondrion; cytoplasm. Gene Ontology annotation, biological process: malate metabolic process.
AUGACACGUGAUGACCUCUUUAACAUCAAUGUCGGUAUUGUGUCAAAUCUCUGCAAAUUUGUUGCCAAGUAUUGCCCUAAUGCUAUUGUCAACAUGGUUUGCAAACCUGUGAACUCAACAAUGCCUAUUGCCUCUAAGGUAUUCAAGAAAGCUGGAACUUAUGAUCCCAAGAAGUUGUUUGGUGUGACAACUCUGGAUGCGGUCAGGGCUAAUACUUUAUAUGCUACAAAGGCUGGCCUUCCAGUUGCAGAGGUCAAUGUCCCCGUUGUUGUUGGAGCACAUACUGACAUAACCAUUCUCCCAUGUAGUUGA